AUGAGCACAGCAUUUUCCCACGCGCGAGGCCGACAGAGCUUUGUCGGCGUGGUGACCCGACUCGGUCCUAAGGGCUCCAAGUCCAUCAAGGUGCGAGUCACCCGUCGAAAGUACAUGCCCGCCAUUCUCAAGGAGAUCAACUUCCACCGAGACUUUUACACCCACGACGAGAUGAUGGCCUGUCAGGAGGGUGAUGUGGUUCGAAUCGAGCAGUGCCGACCCAUUUCCAAGACCAAGCACUUUGCUGUUGCAGAAAUCAAAUCCGCUCAGGGUCAGGAGUGGCUCGCGUACCAGAAGGCAGCCCCCGGCCUUGUCGAGGAAGACAACAAGAAGCGAACCAUGCAGUUCAACCAGGACAAGGAGCAGGGAGAGGAGGUCUCAGCUCUGUCUGUGCUGGAGCAGCUGCGACAGGUCGCUGAGUACGAGUGGAAGGGUCCCCGAGAUCAGGCUCACGAGGACCAGGUCAAGCAGAUCAAACAGCACUACGGCAUUGAUUCGUGGCCCCCGAACAAGCCCAUCGCCAACCUCUCUCUGGAGGUGCUGCGAAACGAGUUUUCCAAGACCCAUAGCCUGGUCCAGGCCACCCACAUGCUUCAAAACGAGCCUGCCAAGGCCGAGGAGAUGCUCCAGGAGCUGGGUUUCUCUGGCAAGGGCUUUUCUCAGAAGCGAAACAUCCUUGCCAAGGCCCUGAGACGGUGA
Yarrowia lipolytica CLIB122 is the source of this 699-nucleotide messenger RNA. RefSeq names its product mitochondrial 37S ribosomal protein uS17m. The record is from RefSeq and is a predicted model, not a curated record. Gene Ontology annotation, cellular component: mitochondrion; ribosome. NCBI's taxonomy places the organism in Eukaryota, Fungi, Ascomycota, Dipodascomycetes, Dipodascales. Gene Ontology annotation, molecular function: structural constituent of ribosome. Gene Ontology annotation, biological process: translation.